Messenger RNA from Electrophorus electricus (electric eel), 835 nucleotides. RefSeq names its product Sjogren syndrome nuclear autoantigen 1 (gene ssna1). NCBI's taxonomy places the organism in Eukaryota, Metazoa, Chordata, Actinopteri, Gymnotiformes, Gymnotidae. The record is from RefSeq and is a predicted model, not a curated record. Gene Ontology annotation, biological process: axon extension. Gene Ontology annotation, cellular component: axon; ciliary basal body; centrosome.
AUAAAGGGGAUGUGGAAAGUGCUCAUUGACGUUGUCCUGGAAACAGGAGGGAGCCUUAACUUGCUCUCCGUGAAUGAUUUAGCACGUACAAGUUAGCUAACUAUAUAACUAGCUAGCUUAGCUAACUAGGUUAGGUACUGUAUUUCAAGAAAUACUUCAGAAAAGAGACGUCCCUCCAGUUACGCUAGCUAGCUGUAUGCUAUAUAGUUGGCUACAAAGUUGCAUAAAAUACUGACCCUGAGUAGAUAUAGCAAGCAUGACCCAGCAAGGAGCCGCACUUCAAACCUACAACAACGAACUCGUGAAGUGUAUAGAGGAGCUUUGCUUUAAGAGGGAUGAGCUCAAUAAGCAGAUAAAGCAAGAGGAAGAUGAGAAGGCUCGUCUUCAACACGAUAUCCGCAUACUGACGGAGAAGCUGAGCCGUGUGAACGAGAGCUUGGCCCGCCGUCUCACUGCUCGCGCCGAAUUCGAUCGCACUAUUGCUGAGACCGAGGCCGCCUAUAUGAAGAUUCUGGAGAGUUCUCAGACGCUCUUGAAUGUUCUAAAGAAAGAAACGGGGAACCUCACCAAAGCCACUGAACUCAGAAACAGCAAAGAUCAUUGACCCAUUAUCCUUGCCCCCUCUCUGCAUCAGUGCCUUGUCUUUUGUUGCUAAUUUUACUGUUCAAAUCCCCCUCCUGUAUUUGCAUUUAAUCUUUUGUAUCUUCUUAAGCCACCACUGUAUCAAAACUGUAGAUAUCCAAUAUUGAUAGAUACAAUAUUUUGACUGUGCAUUAAAUAUUUACUGUGGUAAGUCAUAUUUUAAAUGAAAUGUUUUAAUAAAGUAUAUAUUUGA